CUGGUUCAGUUCCUGGGGACCGUUUAUACAGACGGACCAACCCGGGCGAGAAGUCAUUCAGCUAUAAUAUCAUAUUUUCACGUUAUUAUUUCUUUAUUUCUUACAUAGUUUGUCGUAAGUUAACAAUUCUGGGGUAAAACUGAAACUACACGUUACAUUUGUAGAGAAUACAGUAGAACCGACUGAUUAAAUAAUAAAAUAACGUUUUGCUGCAGUUAUGGCGGCGGUUCUGUUUCUCACUGACUGAUAUUUUGGAAACAAGCCACGAUACAGACAAUGUUACUAACAGCUGGUCGCCUGUCCAAAGUGCUGCAGCUCACCCUGGCGGUCAUCAAACCAGAUGCUGUGGCUCAUCCUCUAAUGAUGGAGGCUCUUCACCAGAGAAUCCUGGACAAUAACUUUGUAGUUGUUCGAUGCAAAGAUCUGGUGUGGAGAAAACAAGACUCUGAGAGGUUUUAUGCUGAACAUUCAGGGCGAUUCUUCUAUCAAAGACUUGUUGAAUUCAUGUCAAGUGGUCCAAUGCGAGCGUACAUUUUAGCCAGGGAGGACGCCAUACGGCACUGGAGAGACCUGAUGGGACCCACCAAGGUGUUUAGAGCCCAAUAUACCUCCCCUGAGUCCAUCAGGGCCCAGUUUGGGCUCACAGACACAAGAAAUACAACUCAUGGAUCAGAUUCGGUGGAGUCGGCUCAAAGAGAAAUCGGCUUCUUCUUCCCAGAUUUCAGCGUGGACAAGUGGAUGGAGAAAGAAGAGCCUUCGUUCAGAUCGGGACGGAUACAUUACGACCAUCAGAACCAGAUUCACACGCUUUCCAGCUGACCUUCAGCUCUGUUCUUCACCGUGAGGACGUUAAGCAUAAAGACUCAAUCCUUUAAAAGCUCGCUGUUUAAAGUGCCGCCGUGUUCAUACUGUAUUAAAGCAGAUUAUCCUCGAAGUCAUUUAAAACAAGGACCACACAUGUUUAGUUUAAUUUAUUGUCAUUAGAAAACACAAUCCACCUGAUUAAAAAAGUGAACACUGUAUUGUACAAAACAACACGAUGCAGUGAGACAGUUUCCACCAACUGCUGUCCAGGCUUCACUGUAAUUAGUGCAAUCAUCUCCAGUUUCCUGAGCCAAACACACAGCAGCGACGACAUGUUGUUUCAAAGCCAAAUAACAAAACUAUGAAAUAUUGAUCAUAUUCAGCAGUGUGAGAUAAUACUCUGGCAACAGAUUUACACACAGAUUUACUCUCAGAAGCAUCUUAAUAUAGAUUCAAAUGAUUGGUUGUUUCAUGUGAUACUGUGUCUACUGUAUGUCAUUUGUUUGUAUUUUCUCCAACCAAACUACCAUUUUAGAUGUCUCCAAUGUGUCAAAGUACAGUAAAAACACACAUACAGUUUAAAAUACUACACAGCCUAGUUACACAUGAUCCCUGUUUUUCCGUUCUUGUGCUUCACUCAGCUGUCGGACCUUAAAGCUUCCUGCACAAAAGCAUGUUCAGUGUUUUUAUUUCACAAUCGUAUCUGUUUUUUGGCUUCUUCUCGUCUCUCCUGCACUCAAGUGUUUUGCGUGGCCGCCUGUUUGAGAGCCUCCACGGGCUUCAUAACCUCGUAGGUGGUGAGGGACUUCUUCACCUUCCCGUUCUUGUCCACCUGGUGGAUGCUCUGCGUCACCGUGAUGGUCACCUGCUUGGUCGACAUGCGAUUGUCCUGCCAUUUGGUCUGUGGGUGGAGGAGAAUUAAAGAUUGGACAAUAAAAUGGAAAAGCACUGA
Acanthochromis polyacanthus (spiny chromis) is the source of this 1756-nucleotide messenger RNA. It is a transcript of the gene nme6, whose product is annotated as NME/NM23 nucleoside diphosphate kinase 6. The record is from RefSeq and is a predicted model, not a curated record. NCBI's taxonomy places the organism in Eukaryota, Metazoa, Chordata, Actinopteri, Pomacentridae. The transcript has 6 exons. Gene Ontology annotation, molecular function: nucleoside diphosphate kinase activity. The coding region runs from base 277 to 819 and encodes 180 amino acids. Gene Ontology annotation, biological process: CTP biosynthetic process; UTP biosynthetic process; GTP biosynthetic process.